This is a messenger RNA of Ricinus communis (castor bean), 845 nucleotides long. Its product is annotated as AP-1 complex subunit sigma-1. NCBI's taxonomy places the organism in Eukaryota, Viridiplantae, Streptophyta, Magnoliopsida, Malpighiales, Euphorbiaceae. Gene Ontology annotation, molecular function: clathrin-cargo adaptor activity. Gene Ontology annotation, biological process: vesicle-mediated transport; intracellular protein transport. Gene Ontology annotation, cellular component: AP-1 adaptor complex; membrane coat; intracellular membrane-bounded organelle. The record is from RefSeq and is a predicted model, not a curated record. The coding region runs from base 224 to 709 and encodes 161 amino acids. The transcript is spliced from 7 exons.
UCUUUCCUUCAAUUUUGGAUCCAAAACUCUUGCCUUAUUUUCUUUUUGUUUCUCUUUUUCAGAAAAUAGAACACAGCAUUUGAUCAGAGAAAUUUGCUAAAGUGCAUCCCCCAACCUUAAGAUUGAAAAUCACAACAACAAUAACAAAAGGGAGGGGAAAAGAAAAGGAAAACUGUUGCAACUUCCUCACUCGCUAUCACAUCGGGUCUAGCAUCUUUCACCAAUGAUUCAUUUUGUACUUUUAAUCAGUCGCCAAGGAAAAAUAAGAUUGACCAAAUGGUAUUCUCCCUAUUCCCAGAAGGAAAGAUCUAAGGUGAUUCGUGAGCUCAGUGGCAUAGUAAUCGGCCGGGGCCCCAAGCUUUGUAACUUUGUGGAAUGGAGAAGGUUCAAGGUUGUCUACAGAAGGUACGCUGGUCUCUAUUUCUGCAUGUGCAUUGGUGAGGAAGAUAAUGAAUUGGAGGUUCUUGACAUCAUUCAUCAUUAUGUGGAGAUAUUGGACCGUUAUUUUGGUAGUGUCUGUGAACUGGACUUGAUCUUCAAUUUUCAUAAGGCAUAUUAUAUACUGGACGAGAUCUUGAUUGCUGGUGAGCUUCAGGAAUCAAGCAAGAGAACUGUCAUACGGCUAAUGUCUGCACAUGAUUCAAUGGUGGAGAUGGCUAAAGAGCAGGCCAGCUCAAUCAGCAAUAUGAUUGCACAAGUCACCAAAUAAGAUCAUCUUUCAAAAGCCGAGAUUUUUCUUUUCCCUAAAACGUUUAUCUUUUCUUUUAUUUAAAUUUCUUUUCAUAUAUCAUGUUCAAUCUAUUUAAUAACUUUGUAUUGUUAAAUUUAAUUGACAAUUUUCUUUU